AGCGGGCGGGCGCAGGCGAUUGCGAGACGGACGGUGACCGGCCGGUGGACUGCUCUGGAUAAUCGCGCUUCCCAUCUAAGAAGCUGAAUCUUAGCAUUUAACACAUACUUCCAACAAUAUGUUUAUUGGUAUAACAUCUAGUGGAGACAACGUAAAUUCACACUACGAUUAUUUGAUUUGAACAACAAAUACAAGAUUUCAUUCAUUUAGGAUAAUUACUUUUUACCUUUGAUAACUUGAAAUGGCUCUGGACUUCAUAGCUGGAUGCAUUGGAGGUUGUGCUGGCAUAAUAGCUGGUCAUCCAUUAGACACAUUAAAGAUCCACGUUCAAUCAGGUAGAGGUAGCCCACUAGAGUGUGCUAAAGUUCUAUUUAAAGGAGGAACACUAUCAAAUGCUUACCGUGGAGUGGGUGCACCUUUAGGAGGUAUAGCAGGAAUAAAUGCUAUAGUUUUCGGAGCAUAUGGCAAUACGAAACGAAUGUUGCCAAAUCCAGACUCUCUCCUGUCACACGCAAUAGCUGGUGGAGCAGCAGGAACGUUACAAAGUUUCGCAUGCGCGCCAGUUGAACUUGUCAAAACACGACAACAGCUAGUUACACCUGGACAAGGAAUGCCAGCAGGAGCAUGGGCUGGCGCGCGCCAUAUUUUGCGAACUGGAGGAUAUAGAGCACUUUUUCGAGGCUUAUCAAUAACGAUAGUUCGUGAUAGCCUAUCAUUUGCAAUUUACUUCACAUCGUACGAAGCCAUGACUCGUGGACACCAAUCAGCAAUGAAAGUUUUUACAGCCGGAGGAAUCGCAGGAGUAUUAUCGUGGGUAAUUUUAUACCCUGUAGACGUUGUCAAAUCCAGAAUUCAAGGUGACACAGUAGGAAGAUAUACAGGAGCAUGGGAUUGUUUUGUAAAAUCGGUGCGAGCAGAUGGUUGGCGUUGCAUGGGGCGUGGGCUCGGCACUGUUACAAUACGUGCCUUUAUAAGCAAUGGAGCUUGCUUUACAGCCGUAGCGUGGACGGAACGCGCAUGGCAAAGAAUUUUGUCUGGUGACUCUUCGGCAAAAUCUCUAGUUCAAGCGGCUACGCGAAGCGAAGCUGUAAGGUGCGACAGCACAGAGUAUCAAUAUGAUAUUUAAAACAUGCAUUUUUUUACAGUCUUGGAAAAUGUGAUUUAAAAAAAACCAGAAAGUAUAUGGUAACGCUUCUGAUUCCAUUGCUAAAAGUCAGUGUAUAUAUUGUAGUGAGUGUACCUUAGUGUAAUAGUAAGUCAAUUAGUUGCGUAAUUUUUAAAUGGCACAGACAUAAUUUACCAGUGAUUGUAGAAUAAUAUAUUUAAUAAUUAAUGUUGAAAAAAACUAUUAAUCUCUAAAUUAAAUAAAUGUUAUAACACUGUGUGUGGUAAUUGUU
Nymphalis io (European peacock) is the source of this 1397-nucleotide messenger RNA. Its product is annotated as mitochondrial basic amino acids transporter-like. Gene Ontology annotation, cellular component: mitochondrion. Gene Ontology annotation, molecular function: high-affinity L-arginine transmembrane transporter activity. Lineage: Eukaryota; Metazoa; Arthropoda; Insecta; Lepidoptera; Nymphalidae. The record is from RefSeq and is a predicted model, not a curated record. Gene Ontology annotation, biological process: mitochondrial L-ornithine transmembrane transport. The coding region runs from base 242 to 1126 and encodes 294 amino acids. The transcript is spliced from 3 exons.